GUAGGGAACGUGUUUGUGGUGAGCCUGGCCUUUGCUGACCUGGUGGUGGCCUUCUACCCGUACCCCCUGGUGCUCUACGCCAUCUUCCAUGACGGCUGGUCGCUGGGAGAGACUCAGUGCAAAGUGACUAAGACCUGUCUGUCUGUCUGUCUGUGUGCCUGUCUGUCUGUCUCUCCAGCCCCAUUUCUACCUGGUUCUAACAUGUUUCCUUUGUCCUGAUCUUGACCACAUUCUGAUUGUGCACACAUUUUUAGACAGAUGAUUAAAAUAGAGAUUGUGAUCAGAUCUUCCUGACCACUCUCUCUCUCUCUCUCCUCGCGCGCGAGACGACGCGAUGAGAGAGACGCGCGAGCGCGAGAGAGGAACGAGAGAGGGGGCAGGAGAGGAGUCGAGAGAAAGAGAGACGAGGAGAGCGAGAGAGAGAGCGAGAGAGAGAUGCGAGAGCAGAGAGAGAAAGAAGGAAUAGAGAGAGAGAGAGAGAGAGAGAAGAGAGAGGAGCGAGAGAGACAAGAGGAGACGAGAGAGCGAGAGCAGCAGGAGGAGAGAGAGCGCGGAGAGGGGAUCACGCGAGUGAGAUCUCUCCUCUCUCUCUCUCUCUCUCUUUCUCUCUCUCUCUCUCUCUUCUCUCUCUCUCUCUUCUCUCUCUCUCUCUUCUCUCUCUCUCUCUCUCUCUCUCUCUCUCUCUCUCUCUCUGUCUCUGUCUCUGUCUCUGUCUCUGUCUCUGUCUCUGUCUCUGUCUCUGUCUCUGUCUCGCUCUCUCUCUAUCUAGGUCAGUGGUUUCCUGAUGGGCCUGAGCGUCAUCGGCUCCAUCUUCAACAUCACCGGCAUCGCCAUCAACCGCUACUGCUACAUCUGUCACAGCUUUGCCUACGACAAGCUCUACAGCUACCGCAACACCCUCUUACUGGUGGGGCUCAUCUGGCUCCUCACCAUCCUGGCCAUCAUACCCAACUUCUUCGUAGGGUCGCUCCAGUACGACCCCAGGGUGUAUUCGUGUACCUUUGCUCAGGCCGUCAGUACAUCGUACACCAUCACUGUGGUGGUGAUUCAUUUCUUCGUGCCCAUUGCCGUGGUUACCUUCUGCUACCUGAGGAUCUGGAUCCUGGUCAUCCAGGUGAGGAGGAAGGUGAAGUCAGAGGCGAAGCCCCGCCUCAAACCCAGCGACAUGCGCAACUUCAUCACCAUGUUCGUGGUAUUCGUGCUCUUCGCCAUCUGCUGGGCGCCGCUCAACUUCAUCGGCCUGGCCGUGGCCAUCGACCCGGAGACGGUGGCGCCACGGAUCCCCGAGUGGCUGUUCGUGGUCAGCUACUUCAUGGCGUACUUCAACAGUUGCCUUAACGCCAUCAUCUAUGGUCUGCUCAACCAGAACUUCCGUAAGGAAUACAAACGGAUUAUCAUGUCCGUGUGGAUGCCUGGUCUGUUCUUCCAGGAGGCGUCACAGGGGGGCACAGAGGGUUUGAGGAGCAAGCCCUCGCCCAGGCUGGGACUCAACAACAACGAUCACGUCAAGGGAGAGGCUUUG
This is a messenger RNA of Coregonus sp. 'balchen', 1522 nucleotides long. NCBI's taxonomy places the organism in Eukaryota, Metazoa, Chordata, Actinopteri, Salmoniformes, Salmonidae. The record is from the annotation of a GenBank genome assembly.